Molecule: messenger RNA, 2107 nt
Organism: Penicilliopsis zonata CBS 506.65
Lineage: Eukaryota; Fungi; Ascomycota; Eurotiomycetes; Eurotiales; Aspergillaceae
Exons: 4
Coding region: 282-1961 (559 amino acids)
Biological process (GO): biotin import across plasma membrane
Cellular component (GO): membrane
Molecular function (GO): solute:proton symporter activity; biotin transmembrane transporter activity; dethiobiotin transmembrane transporter activity
Source: RefSeq, a predicted model, not a curated record
AAAAAAAAAAAAAACCAGGCGGCCCGGUGAACUCUCAACUCUCACCGGCUCGGCCCAAAGGAUAUUCUAUCACUCUUGGUCUGCUUGAUCGCGAAACGGUAUAAAGGACGGUGGUGAACGUUGAGUUUGGCCUCGGUUAGAUUGUUGUGCGGCAAAAGGAAGAAGAUUCCUUCUUAGUUAUAAAUCCCGAUUCCCCCUCCACGAUCUCCGAUAAGAUAAAAAAAAACGAUACGAGACGGACUUUUCUUCUUCUCUCCUCCCCCCGUGAGAUAACAGAAGGAAUGUCGGACUUGCAGCUCCCCUCGGAGCCAGGCAAGGAUCUCGGCGAGAAUGUCCAAGAGAACCCCGUGAGAGAUGUGAGCAGCGAUGUCGAGACCGGCGAGGUGGCUAGUCAGGCUGAGAUUGAGCGUAUCUAUGGGAAAAUCGACCGUCGUAUCAUCCCGGCUUUCUGGGUGCUGUACUUCCUCUGCUCGGCCGUGCGGUCGAACGUGUCGCUGGCGCAGACGAUGAACACGAGCUCCGGCCACGAUCUGGCCUCUGUGCUGCAUCUGAGCGAGCACCAGAUCUCCACGGGUCUCGCGCUCUUCUACGUCUGCUAUGUCGUCUUCGAGGUGCCCUCCAACCUGGUCAUGACAAAGAUCAGCCCGCACGUGUGGAUGAGCCGCAUCGUCAUCAGUGUGGGCAUCAUUGGCAGCUGCAUGGCUGCCAUGAAAGCCGCCUGGAGUUUAUACCUCCUUCGUCUUCUUCUCGGAGUCGUCAUUGCAGGCAUGUGGCCCGGGAUGACCUACUACCUGACCCUAUUCUACCCGCCGUCGCGCAUCGGCAAACGCAUCGGACAGUACUUCACCGCCGCGCAGGUCUCUGCCGCCGUCGUGGGCCUGGUGUCCGCGGGUUUCCAGAAGAUGGACACCGACGGUGGCCUUGUCGGCUUCCAGUGGAUGUUCCUACUUUACGGCCUGAUCACUCUCAUCGUCGGCUUCGCCCUGCUGUGGUGGCUGCCGGACCGGCCUAGGGCACCGCACGAGCAGCAGCAGAAGUCUUCUUCUUCUUCUUCUUCUUCUUCUUCUUCUCACAGAUUUCUUUCCUGGCUGCCUCACAGCGCUCCCGUGCUUACAGGACGCGACGCCGAGGUCCACUACCAGGACCUGAAACGCGUGUAUCACUAUCCGCAGUGGUCGUACUAUGAUCUCCUGCGCGUCUUCCUCGACUGGCGCCUCUGGCCCCUGCUAGUCAUGUAUUUCGGAGUCGUGGGCGUGGGCAUCGGCGUGGAAAGCUACGGCAACGUCAUCAUCGAAGCCGCCGAUCCCUCUCUAAGCGGCAUCGACGUCAGCUUACUAUUCGCACCUAUCUGGAUUAUGGACCUCAUUGCCAUCCUCCUGGUAACCCCCCUCUCGGAUCGCUUCCACAACCACCGGGCCCUCUUCUUCUCCAUCCCAGUGUGCAUCCAGAUCCUCGGCCUCCUGCUAACCACCUACGCCGGCACGGACUCCAACCCCUGGCCCCGCUACGGCGGCCUGCUCAUCGUCGGCUUCGGUCUGGGCCCUACCGUCCCCAUCGUGAUGACCUGGACCGCGGAGAUCUUUCAACCCCGCCACGGCGAGGUCGGCGUCGCGGUUGCCUCCGCGGUGGUCUCUGGCUGGGGAAAUCUGGGUAGUAUAGUGACUACCUAUGCGCUGUAUGCCGGGUGGAAGAGCGAUGCCGACGCAAAGGGUCGCGCGCAGUACCGUAACUCUAACAUCGUCAUGAUCGCUAUCCUUGUCGCGAGUAUUGUUGCCGCCAUCAUCAUGCAGGUCGCAAUGUACUACACUGAGAAGAAGGGCUCCUCUUCCACAAACAACAACGACGACGAUCACAAUGAUGCUGCUCCCUCGGGCCUUGUCGAUGGCGCCGCGAGACGUGAACAGACCCAGCGUGGUCUGGACGGACUGGGCUCCAGUCUGACCAAGUUCUUCAGAAAGUAGAUCCCUGGAUUGGAUUGGAGUGGAUUGGAUUGGAUACAAAAUAGUAAUGCCUAAUCAGAAUAGAAAAGGGGUUGUUUUAAUAGAUUAUUUUUCAAGUAGAUCCUUAUUCAAGUUGAGAUAAUAAUGAUACAACAAAAAACUGCUGU